UUUCCCGCUUAAAGGCGGGCCGACCUCUCGUUUGGCGCUAGGCUAAAUGAACAAGCAACAGGUUUCUCUACUCGAUAUCGUCUCUUGUUCAUUGUUCCUUUUUAUUUAAAGUUCUGUGAGCUUUUAAGUUUUUUAUUUUAUUUUUUGAAAAGUAAAGGAAAAAAUGGACAUAGCCGAGGCUCAAGAGGGUCAGUCGAAAAUUAGAGACGAAGUCGGAAUCCGGUGUCAGAAGCUGUUCCAAGAUUUCUUGGCCGAGUACCGGGAAGACGGUGAGAUCAAAUAUCUAGAUUCGGCGAAGGAGCUUCAGUCAUUGGAGAGGUGUACACUCGAAGUCAGCUUCGAAGACAUUGAGAAAUACAAUCAAAACCUUGCCACUGCGAUAGUCGAAGAAUACUUAAGACUCUACCCAUAUUUGUGCCAAGCGGUGAAGAAUUUCGUCAAAGACCAUGGAGAAGUCACGGGCGACAGGGAUUUCUACGUCGGGUUCACGGAUGUACCUACGAGGCACAAAAUUAGAGAAUUGACGACGACUAAGAUCGGCUCGCUAAUAAGGAUUUCGGGCCAAGUCGUAAGGACUCAUCCUGUACACCCUGAACUCGUUGCUGGCACAUUUACCUGCCUCGAUUGCCAGACAGUUGUUAAAGAUGUGGAACAACAAUUCAAAUACACACAACCAACAUUAUGUAGAAAUACGACAUGCACGAACCGAAGGAGGUUUAUGAUCAACGUCGACAAAUCUAAGUUUGUCGACUUUCAAAAAGUCAGGAUACAGGAGACCCAGAGUGAACUACCUCAAGGGUGUAUUCCUCGAAGCGUCGAAGUAGUAUUACGUGGAGAAGUUGUAGAACUUGUCCAAGCGGGCGAUAGGUAUGACUUCACUGGGACGUUGAUCGUUCUGCCUGAUGUCGGAGCCAUUGCACUACCUGGAGCGAAAGCUGAACCUUCUAGAAAGAAUAAAUAUGGCUCUGAUGGUGUACGAGGAUUAAAAUCCUUAGGUGUUCGCGAUCUAAAGUAUAAAAUGGCCUUCCUUGCUUGCAGUGUUACUCCAACAAGCCCAAGGUUCGGUGGCUGCGGUGAACUUUUAAUGGAGGAUGUAACGCCUGAAAUGAUGAGGAAAAAUAUGUCUGAGGCCGAGUGGGCUAAAAUUUAUGAAAUGAACCAGGACAAGAACCUAUACAAAAACCUCAUUAACAGUCUUUUCCCGUCGAUCCACGGCUGUGAACAAGUCAAAAAAGGUGUUAUGCUUAUGCUUUUUGGGGGUGUCCACAAGACAACAACUGAAGGGACCCAGUUAAGGGGUGAUAUAAAUUGUUGCAUUGUAGGAGAUCCAAGUACUGCUAAAUCGCAAUUAUUGAAACAGGUUGCUGAUCUAUCACCAAGAGCGGUUUAUACAUCUGGUAAAGCUUCUUCAGCUGCUGGUCUUACAGCAGCAGUUGUGAGAGAUGAAGAAUCAGGUGAUUUUGUAAUCGAAGCCGGAGCACUCAUGUUGGCCGACAACGGUGUUUGCUGCAUUGACGAAUUCGAUAAAAUGGAUCCACAAGAUCAAGUCGCCAUCCACGAAGCCAUGGAACAACAGACCAUAUCCAUCGCCAAAGCUGGGGUAAGAGCCACUUUAAAUGCUAGAACUUCAAUAUUGGCUGCUGCUAAUCCAGUCGGGGGGCAUUACGAUCGUACAAAAUCUUUACAGCAAAAUGUCAUGAUGUCGGCACCGAUUAUGUCAAGAUUUGAUUUGUUUUUUGUUCUGAUCGAUGAGUGCAAUGAAGUGAUUGAUUAUGCCAUAGCUCGUAAGAUCGUUGGCUUGCACAACAAUAUGGAAGAAAACGUAGACAAAGUCUACAGCCAAGAAGAGGUUUUGAGGUAUAUCACAUUUGCAAGGCAGUUCAAGCCUAUGAUUAGUGAGGAGGCUGCAAAUGUCAUUGUUGAAUUGUACACCAUUCUCCGUCAGAGAGAUGGUGCCACGGGAGGCAAAUCGACAUGGAGGAUCACUGUGAGACAAUUAGAAAGCUUGAUACGUCUUUCAGAGGCAAUGGCAAAAUUGGAAUGUUUGGAUGAGGUUCAGGCGAAACAUGUCAGAGAAGCUUUUGAUCUACUGAACAAGUCAAUAAUCCGUGUUGAACAACCUGAUAUUCACCUGGAAGAAGAAGAAGCCGACGAUGCUCUGGGAACGGAAGAAACUGCGAUGGAGACGGACCAAGCAGAACUUCCCAAAAAGAAACUCACCCUUUCAUUUGAUGAAUACAAAAAACUAUCUCAACUUCUCAUUACUCACCUCAGAUCCGGAGAUGUAGAAAAGAAUGGAAUAAGAAGAAGUGAAUUAGUCAAUUGGUACCUCGAACAAAUAGGCAAUCAAAUUGAAUCCGAAGAAGAACUGGUUGAAAAGAGAAUACUCAUCGAAAAAGUCAUAGACCGACUUAUAUACCAUGAUAAUAUUAUUAUUUCGUUAACACAGUCAAAGGAAGAAGAAGAAAAUGAUGCUGAUGGAAAGGAAGAUGAAGAUAUGAUUGUUGUUGUUCAUCCCAACUACAUUCUUGAUAUUUAG
Messenger RNA from Cimex lectularius (bed bug), 2539 nucleotides. RefSeq names its product DNA replication licensing factor Mcm6 (gene Mcm6). Gene Ontology annotation, cellular component: MCM complex; nucleus. Gene Ontology annotation, biological process: double-strand break repair via break-induced replication; mitotic DNA replication; DNA replication initiation. The record is from RefSeq and is a predicted model, not a curated record. Bases 164 to 2539 code for a protein of 791 amino acids. NCBI's taxonomy places the organism in Eukaryota, Metazoa, Arthropoda, Insecta, Hemiptera, Cimicidae. The transcript has 16 exons. Gene Ontology annotation, molecular function: single-stranded DNA binding; ATP binding; single-stranded 3'-5' DNA helicase activity.